This is a messenger RNA of Sinocyclocheilus rhinocerous, 1176 nucleotides long. Its product is annotated as polypeptide N-acetylgalactosaminyltransferase 5-like. The transcript has 4 exons. Gene Ontology annotation, biological process: protein O-linked glycosylation. Gene Ontology annotation, cellular component: Golgi apparatus. The coding region runs from base 1 to 690 and encodes 229 amino acids. NCBI's taxonomy places the organism in Eukaryota, Metazoa, Chordata, Actinopteri, Cypriniformes, Cyprinidae. Gene Ontology annotation, molecular function: polypeptide N-acetylgalactosaminyltransferase activity. The record is from RefSeq and is a predicted model, not a curated record.
AUGUGUGGAGGCGAGAUUGAAAUCAUCCCCUGCUCACGUGUCGGCCACAUCUUCCGUGGUGAUAACCCUUACAAGUUCCCUAAAGAUCGUGUGAAGACAGUGGAGAGAAACUUGGCCAGGGUUGCGGAGGUGUGGCUGGAUGACUAUAAAGAGCUGUUUUAUGGCCAUGGCUACCACCAUCUGCUGGACAAAAGUGUGACUGAUAUAGGAAAUCUGACAGAACAGAUUGAGCUGAGAAAAAAUCUCAAGUGUAAAAGUUUUAAAUGGUACUUGAAGAAUGUGUACCCAGAUCUGGACACCCCUCCGGUCAAAGCAGAAGGACUGAUUUUCAAUGUUGGAACCAGAAAAUGUUUGGUAUUUCAAAAUGACAUUUUAUUUUUCAAUAAAUGUGAUCUCGCAAAUAAGAGUCAACACUUCAGCUACACCUGGUUAAGGAUACUUCGACAGAACACUUCCUGUUUGGCUCCUCAGGAAAAACAGAUUAUCAUGGAACAAUGUGACAACACAAAGCCACAUCUCCGCUGGAUGCACAAGUCUGGUAAAGCUUUGACGGAGCAUGUGAUGAUGGACGGUCAUUCCCAACCCAUUUGCCUGGAAGCUGGAGUUAAAGCCGACAGCAUCUUCCUUAAGGACUGUGAUCCUAUCAAUACUUUUCAGAAAUGGCAGUUUACACACUACUACGCUGAGUGAGAUGCUCCAGAAUAUCACUCACAUAUUGUCCAUAACAACUUUCACCUCUGUGCAUAGAUUUGUAAUUUAGUUUUUGUUUUUUGUUUUUAAUAGCAUAUGUGUGGUUUGAUGAGAGUUUACUUUAUGCACUUUGUAUAAUACAGAUAUGGUUUUUGACAUUCUGAAUCAUAGGGGUUUGAGGUUCACAUCAGGGAAUCAGGCCUUCUCUUUUGCAUAAUCCAGGUUAUUUGUAUUUUAUGAUUUGCUUGGGAAAUACUGGUAUGGAUAGCAAAUGAUUCACAGGAUUUUCUACAACAAAAAACAUUUUGAAGUACCCUUAUGAUAUUUUCACAAUAAAGUUCUUGUUCCUUGUAAACACAAGGAUUUCAUUUUUUAUAUCUUGUUCAAGUCAUUAUGAAAUGACCGACUUUACUAUCAUAUUGUGACAUAUUUGCAAGUGAAGAAAACAAUUUAUUGGAUUGUGGAAAGUGAGUGGUGCAUACCUAU